CUGCAUGCCCUCUCCGUAGCCGCACCACACCUGGCUCUGAGUAAUAGCAGGCACACCAACACAAUGCCAGACAACAAAGCCGUAGGCUGGCGCAAGAAGCUACACGGUAGUAAGCAAAAGGACAUGUUGCCGCUAAAUACUGACGGUGACGAUACAACAGCGGUUGCUGAAGACUCAAGCGAUCGACGUCGGCAGCAUGGCUGGCGAAGAACAAUCCACGGAAGUCGACCUGAGACACCGGUGACCGUAGCACCAACAAACCUUGCAGAGGAUAGUGAGGAUGCCCGAAGUGAGCGCUCGGAAGUGUCUACCCCGCGUCGAAACUCCAAGCCAAAGCUCGCACGAUACACGUCGCUUUUCAGCAGCUUCAAGGAGUCAUCCAAGGGGCCUGAGUUUGCCGAACCCUGGAGCGACGACGCCCCACCACCUUUUCAACCCUAUGUCGAUCCGCUGAACGCGUUGCGGUCCAUUCGUUCGCACAUGAUCACUGCCUCCCCCAUUCCUUUGGGUCACAACAGUGGCCUAUUUCGAAUCUUUGAAGACUAUGGCAAGGUAAGAGAAGAGAAGGAGAAUCUUGAGACACUAUUGCAGGACACAUUUCACGAUUGGGAGACAGCGAAAGAUCAGUGGAAUGAGUCUGAAGGUCGUUACGAGGCUGAAAUCCGCCGGCUUGAGCUGCUCAUCGCUCGAGGGACGAGUGGCAUGACAGGCAGACUUAUUAAAGCCAGACAAGGGAGUGUAGUCGAUCGCAGACGACGGCAUCGCAAGACCACCUCGAACGAUAGGUUUCCACCGAUGUACGAAUUUCUGUCUCCGAACCAGCUGGAUAGUGAGAUUAGGCUAAGUAGUCAGCGAGCUCUUCUCCACCGCCCAACAUCGCCUUCUGGAAAGAUGACCGCUCUAUCUAAACAGUUCACGAACAACAAGAUCGAUCUAGCUAUCGGAAGCCUUUCCAAUGGGAACAGGAGAAUGACUCUAUCGCGUAAAGUCCAAAGUGAGCUGAACCUGGCUAGUAUGGCCCGCAUGGAGGCCUCACAGUCCAUUACCAAUUCUGUUAAUUCUCGUUUCUCUGGCAGCAUUGGUGAUCCCUUACCAGAUGAGAUGGCAGAACCCACCCUGGCACUCAUAGAGUCAGCGGUUGAGUGCGACGCCUUCGUCGCGUUGCGUGAACUCGGCAAACUUGUUGCACGACGACGGGGUUUGAACGUUGAUAGCUUUAGUGAGGGCCUCAUAAUGCUGUUAUCAAAGGCGAGUGAAGCUACGCAUCCUGGACAUUCCGAAGAGCAAAAUACGCAGCCGGCUUUAUUGAGUCAUGCUUCGAGUAGUAACGGAAAACCUUACGUUGAGGGAAUUUCCACAUCAAGACCUGCCCUCCGAAGGUUUCAGUCACAACCACAAUUGAGCUCCGACCAGCAUCGUCGUCGACAUUUCUCCUUUGAGCCCGGAGAUGACCAGCUCCAGGAGCUCGAAGAGGAUAUUAAGCUACACGAGGCCCGGAAUCGAGAUGGUGACUCUUCCGGUACGGAUACUCCAUCACUUGGACGCUUGCGCAAUCCCAAACUUGAAUUGCAGUUGACUGACCCAAAACCGUCGUCUCAUACGUUGUCUGUGGAGUUCCCGAAACCUUCGAAGAUCCCAAGCCCUAUGCAGACGUCAGGACGCGUUCGUCGAGAAACGUCGGCUUCAAGUUUGCAAUCCAUAUUUGCCAGACCAAACUUAGACCGCCGCGAUUCCCGCUCUAGCAUCCUAACGGUAGUUCGUCAAAGCUCGGGUGGAAGCGUACGAUUCGAUUCAACAAGCAUGAGUAGUUCGUCUCACAAUCUACGCACGGCUGACUCUUCACUACCGUUGAAGGACCCACAAGGCAGUCUUCGAUUUCGCAACAGUGUCAUUGCUCUGGCAGCGGCUAGGACAGCAGAAAAGAUGUCAGUGUGCAAGGGCGACAGCCCUGCAAGGAACAGCUCGAGGUCAUCUACAACUGCCUCAUAA
This is a messenger RNA of Cucurbitaria berberidis CBS 394.84, 1989 nucleotides long. RefSeq lists its product as uncharacterized. NCBI's taxonomy places the organism in Eukaryota, Fungi, Ascomycota, Dothideomycetes, Pleosporales, Cucurbitariaceae. The transcript has 3 exons. Bases 64 to 1989 code for a protein of 641 amino acids. The record is from RefSeq and is a predicted model, not a curated record.